AUGGCAGCCAUUUUCAAUGCAGAGAAGGCCGCUGUCCGGGCUGUUGAAUAUGAGAAGAUGCUGAAAAAACAGCUCAUCAAAAGGCUCCAGGAACUUGAAAACUCCGGCGACGCUGGCGAAGUCGCACCUACUAGCAUAGGAGAAGUUGGAAGUGAAAUCGCCGGUGGAAACAUUGCAACAAAAGCCAAAAAGAGAAAAUUCGACUUCUCAUCGCAUCCCAAACGGUUCGUUGCGUUCCGUUUUGCCUAUAUGGGCUGGAACUAUAACGGGCUCAACUUCCAGUACGAGCCAACUCCGCUACCUACAGUGGAGGAGGAGAUUCUUUUAGCCAUGACCAAAGCCAAAUUGGUGCCUGAGGCUGAUCCAGCCAGUUGCAAUUUCAGUCGUUGUGGCCGUACAGACAAAGGUGUGAGUGCAUUGAACCAGGUUAUCUCGUUGGAUGUUCGGUCUUCACUUUCUGCUGAAGACCAGAAAAUUCAGCUGAACGACAAGAAGGAGCUUCCGUACCUUACCAUUUUAAAUGCACUUUUGCCACCAGAUAUCAGAAUCACAGCCGUGUGUUUGCGUCCGCCAGAGGGUUUCGAUGCCCGUUUCAGUUGCUCGUACAGACACUACAAGUACAUUUUCAAGAAGGCCGACUUAAACAUUGAUUUGAUGAAAGAUGCUGCUGCAAGGUACGAAGGACCCCACGACUUCCGGAAUUUCUGCAAAAUUGACGGAUCCAAACAAAUCACCAACCAUUGCCGUGAGGUGUACUCGGCCAAGAUCGUUCAUCUCCACGAUGACUUAUACGUGUUUGACUUGAAGGGAACGGCGUUUCUCUGGCACCAGGUACGGUGCAUGGUUGCUGUAUUGUUCAUGGCAGGCCAAAAGUUGGAACUACCAUCCAUUGUUGACGACUUGCUUAACAUAGGAAAAUACCCUAGCAAACCCGUAUACGAGAUGGCCAACGACAUUCCUUUGGUGUUGUACGACUGUGUUUUUCCAGAAAUGGAAUGGCUCAACUCUGCAGAUGACUUUGAGGGCACCCAGAAACAGAAACUCGCCAAGGAGCAUGGGCGCUUCAACGCUAUGCUUCUAGAUUACCAGCUUAAGUCAUCCAUUGCCCAAAUGGUUGAGUCCGUAUUUGUCAAGGAGUUUGAAAAUGAGAGCCAGCAUCAAGAUGCGGGCACCAUCAAUGUUGGAGACGGUCGGGGCCGCAACUUCAAAUGCUAUGUUCCACUUUCAAAGAGAGAGCUAGGUGACACGGUGGAGACUGUCAAUGCCAGACAUCGGGAAAAGAAGCAGAAAAAGGGAGAGGCCAAUUAG
Sungouiella intermedia is the source of this 1308-nucleotide messenger RNA. The record is from the annotation of a GenBank genome assembly. NCBI's taxonomy places the organism in Eukaryota, Fungi, Ascomycota, Pichiomycetes, Serinales, Metschnikowiaceae.